AUGGCAGAAUCUUCAUCUGUUCAUGAUAUCUCCGUUCGUCAACCCCUCCUCACAAUAAAACCCCAACAAAACCUAAUCAUCGAUCUCACUCCCUUCGUCUAUGAGCCGUAUAUGCUCUAUGUGGUUGAAUGUCUCAAAUACUCACCACUUGUAGAUGUACUGACAAAGGUUGAAAUUGUGCCAAUGUCGUUCCUAUCUCACGUCUACUCCACGACGUUCUACGACAAAGCCAAUGAGCGUAUUCACUUCGAGCUUCACGAUGAGAAGGUCUCCAUCUCCAAGAGCCGAUUAUGUGCCCUAAUUGGUCUCUCACAAGACUCGUCUCUGGUAAACCCUGACUCCAUUACCACUGGCCAACUGUUCACCAUGUUUUAUCAAAUGCGGUAUACUGAAACCCUAACAACCGUAACAAAGUUCAAGAAGUCUUGCCUUCCUCCUCAAUGGAAUGUCCUAUUUACACUCUUGUUCAAGGGUUUAUCUGAGAGAAGUGCUGGAUUUGACGCUGUCAGCAAGGCCUUCAUGACGGUGAUGUAUGGGUUGUACAACUGGCUCAAUCUUGACUAUGGGACUAUCAUUUGGCAGCAGCUAGUUCAAAGUUUACUUUCUUCAUCAAAGCACUCAGAAAUUUCUUGUGGGCAGUUCUGGACCAUUAUCACCAAGUGGGCGAUGGAUCGCAAUCGCGUCCCAAUAAUGGCGGAUUCCUUAAUUUCUUCAAUCGCCACCUUUCAUACGACGAAGAUCAUCAUCACUGACCCCACAAAGUUUUCGUACAUCGGCUCCAUUCCUGAAACAAUGCUUGGUUGUAUCUCAGCAUCAAGCAAUCUUCUUCAGCAGUACAGAAAACGCAAGGCUGUUGGUCCGCGUGAGCUUACUCCUUCAAUGCUUCAUUCUAUUGAAGAAGCUGAUAAACCAGCCAAAAGGGGCAAGAAACCUGAAUCGCAAAAGGAGGGACCUGUAGCAAAACCAUCUAAGGGGCAGACCCCCAAGAAGAGGAAAACUGAUCAACCAGCUCCUUCUCAACCACAACCCAAAAACCAGAAGAAGCCUGCUAGGAGACUUAUUCUGCAAUCCUCAAGCGAUUUGGAUUCAGAAUAUGUUCCUCCUAAGCACAAGCACGCCCUAACUACAGAUUCUAAGAAUGAAAGUUCAGAUGAAGAGGCUUCGGGCCGAGGAGAUACUCCACUUCGCUCCCUAUCUCAAGACAUUCCAGUUCGUUCAUUGCCUCCUUCACCUCCACAUGCUACCAUUCGUGCUUCUAUCCCUCCUAUCUCUCAAACAACCACUUUUCAACCCUUCACUUCCAUACCAAUCCCUACUCCCAUCUUCACAGACACAACCUCUACCACCACUACAAAACCUACUUUCACUAUUCCCAAACCACCUGCUGCUGCUGCCAAGAAUGCUGCUACAGUUACUUCUUCUGUAGAAACUCUUCAACAGACUCUUCAGUCUGAAUGCUCGAAGGUUGAUGUAGCACGCAAUGCUAUUCAGCAGGCGAAUGAAGCGUUCCAUGCUAAUGUUAACGAACACUUAUCUCAACUACAAAAGGACUUAGCGAUGGAGAAUGGGCUUAUGGAUGAGCUUUCCAGACGCACUAAUCAGCUUAAACUGCAAACACAUAAGCUGCGAUCUGCUCAUGCUGAAAUUGAUGAUCUCAAAUCAGAGAGAGAAAUUAUAAGGACUUCAGCUGCAGACAUUCACUCCAUUCUUCUUCAUCUCAUUGAUGGUCAUGAUACCCUUGUUACUACCACCACCCGACGGCAUCUAGCAGACAAACUCCGACCGGACCUAGACGUCCUUAGUCGUAUCGAGGGUGUUCCGGUGGCUGGGGUCCAACCGCAACAAGGGGGAGAGAAAGCGUUCAAGCAAGAGAAACAAGAGAUGAAUCAACCUCGUCCAUCUAGCUCCAAGCCAGCUGCUGAACCGAAGGUUAAUGAAGCUUCGGUCAGUAACAAGGAGAAGAAAAAGAAGAAAAUCGGUGAAGAUGAUACCGACAACGAAGACGAUGUCUACUUUGAAGUCCCAACAAAGCUUGUCCCAAAGGAAGCUCCUUCACAAAAACAAACUGAAGAAAUUUCAAUGAAGCAGCGAGCUGAGCUAGAAAAGAAGCGAAAGGAGCCCUGA
Molecule: messenger RNA, 2124 nt
Organism: Lactuca saligna
Lineage: Eukaryota; Viridiplantae; Streptophyta; Magnoliopsida; Asterales; Asteraceae
Source: the annotation of a GenBank genome assembly